UAGUUGCUAUGCUCUCAAAGCUGCUUCUCUCUAAUGUCUCUGCUCUUCGAGUGGGAAUGAGACCUUUGGCUCGAAGCUUCGCCACACGCUUCUACGAUUCUCCUCUCUACAGAAACCUGAAGUCUGAAUACGAAUCCGUGGCGGAGACGCAAGAAAAAGACGUCACAGAGAGUCUCCAGAAAAUGACGAAGCAGUUUAACAAAAUGGGUUGGGAAGUAUCGAAUGAGUGGGGCUCCUCCGUGGUUGCUCUUUCGAAGCCUAUCGCCGAGGACGAAGAUGUUUUUAUCUCGUUCAAAGCAGACAUGCAGAGCGAUCUUUCCAUUCCUGAAAAUAAGACCUCCGAGGACGCUGAGCUCCAGUUCAAGGUGUUCCAGAACGUGGGCACGCACACUCGAGAGACCACGCAGGAGAAUGGCGAGCCGGAAGAGAGCUUCGGCAUCGAUCUGCAAAUGAUUUUUGUGUGCAACUCAUCCAAAGACAAGCCUUUGGAAGUUGUGCACAUGGAUAGUGCGGUGGGAGUCGACAGCGAGACCGAAGAAAUGGACAUGGAAGAGGAGAGAUACCCGGGUCCUCCUUACGAUGAGUGGGACGACUCGAUCAAGAACAGCGUGGUGGCGCACUUAAAGGACCUGGGAAUCACAGAGAACUUUUCCAAGUUGUUGCUGCAGUUCGCUCUGGAUAAGGAGUACAGCGAGUACAUUAACUUCCUGAGAAAUGUUGCUGUGGUUCCCGAGGAGGAGGGAGACAACGGAGAGGCCGCUCCGCAGGAACAAUAA
Messenger RNA from Blastocystis hominis, 776 nucleotides. RefSeq names its product Mitochondrial glycoprotein family protein (MAM33). The record is from RefSeq and is a predicted model, not a curated record. NCBI's taxonomy places the organism in Eukaryota, Bigyra, Opalinata, Blastocystidae. The coding region runs from base 9 to 776 and encodes 255 amino acids. The transcript has 6 exons. Gene Ontology annotation, cellular component: mitochondrial matrix.